This is a messenger RNA of Coniophora puteana RWD-64-598 SS2, 906 nucleotides long. RefSeq names its product terpenoid synthase. NCBI's taxonomy places the organism in Eukaryota, Fungi, Basidiomycota, Agaricomycetes, Boletales, Coniophoraceae. Bases 1 to 906 code for a protein of 301 amino acids. The transcript has 7 exons. The record is from RefSeq and is a predicted model, not a curated record.
AUGCCUCCGUUCAUUUUCCCCCCUUAUUUCGCUCUUGAUGACCUUUGUGCAAUCACGGGAAAGGCCUGCAAGCUUAAAGUGAAUCCGCUUCAGAAUGAAGCAAACACAUUUGCUUGCCAGUGGUUCGACAGCAUUGGUGUAUGCGACGAAGCAUGGAAGAUCAAGUUUUUGAAUUUGGGGAAAUUCGACCUGUUCGCUGCACUCAGUUUCCCGGAUGCAGACCUAAAGCAUCUCGAGACAUGCCUCAUGUUCUUCUUUUGGGCCUUUUCGACAGAUGAUCUAUCCGACGAGGGAGCUUUCCAGGACAGUCCGUCUCAAGUUCAAGCUGGCCACGAUAUUUCCAACGCCGUCAUCGAUUCCAGUCUUGCCAUGGAUAGGCCGUCUUUUCCUUAUGCUGCGAUGCUGUACGAGUACGUCCAUAAGUUACCGUCUGUUGAAGAGUUCAUCUUGAUGCGUCGCGCCACAAUCGGAGGCGCCAUGGUUGAAGCUAUGGUUGAGUACUCGUUAGACAUCGACCUUCCGGACUACGUCUUUGAGCAUUCAACAAUCAGAGCUAUGUCAGACGCUACGAAUGACAUGAUGACUUGGCCCAAUGAUCUGUGUUCAUUCAACAAAGAGCAAGCUAACGGCGACUACCAAAACCUCGUGUUUGUCAUCAUGAACGAGCGCAGAGUCGACCUCCAAGAGGCAAUCGACAUUUUAACAGACAUGUUAUCGCAGCGGGUGGACGAUUACCUCGCUCUCAAGGCCUCCUUGCCGUCUUUUGGUUCGAAGGUUGAUCACGAGCUCUCCCGCUACAUCGAAGCGCUGGAAUACUUCACGCAAGGCACCGUCCUGUGGUACUACUUGAGUCCCAGUACGUCCUAUGCAGCUCUGAGGCUGAUGCUUUUGCGGGGAUCCAGCUGA